This is a messenger RNA of Corticium candelabrum, 1343 nucleotides long. RefSeq lists its product as uncharacterized. Bases 11 to 1078 code for a protein of 355 amino acids. Lineage: Eukaryota; Metazoa; Porifera; Homoscleromorpha; Homosclerophorida; Plakinidae. The record is from RefSeq and is a predicted model, not a curated record. Gene Ontology annotation, molecular function: protein binding. The transcript is spliced from 2 exons.
UUCAUUAGAAAUGUGUCUCUCCUUUGGCACCAUUUUAGUAAAUAAUGUGAAUAAACACUUGAAGCAAGUUGGUCAAACCAUUGUUGAAGUUAUAGCAACUGCCAGUCCAGAUGUAACUGUUCCAAAUGAAGUUUUGAGUUGUUUGUCAGCUCUAUCCUCUAAUGAAGACAAACCUCAAAUUUUUAGCUCCCAGUUGAAUGGAUGCAACAUUGUGCCAUCUGUGACUUUAGGUCUAGUGCUAUUCCAGCGAUUUGAUCUCCAACAAAUGAUGUUUGAAAUCAAACUUACAGCAUGCGUUUCAAUCAUCAAAUGUGACGUAGUUGGUCGUGUUGCUUGCAUCAACAGUCAUCUCCUACUGAUUGGUUGUGAAUCAUUAAUGGUCACGUAUGACAUCAAAACCAAAGAGAAAUGUUGCAUAUCAUUUCCAUUCAAAUUGUAUCACUUGUUUGCUUCUCAUGGAAAACCCUAUGGCAUAGUCGAAGAUACCACCAGUGAAGCGAUAAGUUUACUCAAAUUUGAUGUACAAAGCAGCAGCUACGUGCUCAUCAAUAACCUGCCGUAUCAGGUGAAGUUCAACAGCAUUGCAUGCAGUGAUGAAUACGUAUGCAUUAUCGGUGGCACAGAUAGGGAUGGUAAACCAAUCACUCUGAUUCAAAUCUAUAACUUUCGGUUAAAAAAAUGGAACACUAAAUCAUUGGACAAGUCCAAAUGGUAUCCGAGUUGUACAAGCAUAGUUAUUGACAGUGUUCUUUACAUUUUAAACAACAAAGAUGGAAGUAUUCAAUCUGUUCGUCUGUCUCCCAACUCUGUUUGCCCUCGAGAUUCGUUACCUCCGUUUCCUUUCGGCUCAUGCUGUAAGCUGCUGUCAAACAACUCACAACUACUCUGCGUUGUAGAAGGGAGCAACACCAUCUAUGCACUCAAUGAGGCAGCAUGGCAGCCGGUGUUCAUGUUGCCCUAUGAACUUCAUGGUGUAGAUGGUUGUGUAAUAGACAAUACCUCCAUGGUAAUCAUGGGCACUGAAGAUCACAAAGGCUACAAAAGAGGAUCUCUCUACUUGUUAAGGCAAUCAUGUUGACAACAUAACAUUGACAAUACUAGCUGUCAUUUGGAAAUUGUAAAUUAACUAAAAUUAACUUGCUUUGGAUAAGAGCUGUGCUUGCCCAGCCAUUGUAGCUUAGGUUUAAUUAUUUCUAUUUGCGUUUCAGUUGUUACAAGCGUAUAUACUGUAUUUGACCAUACAGUCUAUCAUAGAGAUUGAGGCCGAUGCAUGCUCACCCUGUUGUGAUAUCAGUGUAACUCGCUCGAGCAAUAGCUCAAUAUAAUUAGUAUAAAAACUUAUA